ACUGACUCCAGGCCAGACUCCGAAACUCUUACAUGGCAGAACGACAGAUUGUUUUGUAACAGUUUUUCUAAACCUGUCCAAUGAGAACACGUGGUUUCCAUCACAUGGUGCAGCCUUUACAUAACUGUUUUUCCCCUUCCUGUGCUUCAUUGAGAAUUUCGGUGUAUGCUGGACCAGACCAUGACGGACGGAGUAUAUCUUCAAGCUGCGUUGCUUAUGCUCCUUGAGUGGAUGUACUUAACUACAAUCCUCUGAACAUGGAGACAGAGAGUGAGACUAUGCUGCAGCUUGCAGCCGAGGCUUUUCAGUUACAAAACUUCGACCUGGCAGCGGAUAUCUACGAGUGUCAACUAGCGGGUCUCAGAGAUCCGGGGGGCCGGUGCGAGCUGAUGAUAAAGCGGGCUGACGCCCUCGCUUUCGGGGGUAAAUUCACCGAAGCCUUUGCUGUGUACCGACAAGCGUCUGAGCUAGAGAGGCUGAGACCGACCCACCUGGAGAACCUCGUACAUUAUAUGUCAGGUAGUAUCAGGAGGCAACAAAUCGGAGCCAGUCAUAACAGGUGCCCGGGUAGAGUAGAGGCGGCAGAGGCACUUGGGUGCCCGGACUUUGGUGCUACGGGUUGCGGGUACGAAGACGUCUCCUGUCGGAUAUGUCUAAGUUUUCUCUUCGAGCCAGUGACUCUGCCAUGUGGACACUGUUUCUGUAAAAAGUGUCUGGAGAGAGAGAAGAAGGAGAGGAAUCAGCCAGUGAUCUGCAGGGAGUGCAGGGACAGUUCCAGGGUAGCAGAUGUCCAGAGCUACAGGGUCAAUGUGGUCCUCAGCAACUUGCUGGCCAAAUGGUUCCCGACCCUACACCAAGCCGGUCGGCUUAGACGAGAGGGCAAUGGACUGUAUGCCGACAAGAAGGUUGAAGCAGCGCUGGAGAAAUACGACGAAGCUAUAUUGAUAGCCCCUUUGGACCACAUACUGUUCAGUAAUCGCUCUCAGAUACACUCCAGUCUUAAGCACUAUGAGAAGGCCCUCAGAGACGCCGAGAUGGCCUGCAGACUCAUGCCGCACUGGUCCAAGGGUCAUGUUCGUAAGGCACAGGCACUGAUGUCGCUGGGCAGGACAGAGGAAGCUCUGAGGGAGUACCUGCUCUGUCUCUCCUUAGAGCCUGAAUGUAGACUGGCCAAGAACGAGGCUCACAAGCUUCUUGGUGACCUCCUGGCUCCUGUUACAGAUCAAGUCCCUGAACAGAUCUCAGACUACUCCAACAUUAUUUCUUUGCGAGCAUACAUGAAAAACAUGAACACUCCCUCUCAGCCCAACAGUCAAACUUCGUUGUCAUCACAGUCGAGCCCUGCUUCUGCUCCUCCUGCACUGAACAGGUUAGAUGACAGUGAUGUCAAAGGUCAGGAAAAGCCUGAGGUCAGGAGGCUGGAUCACUCUUUACUUCUUAAAAGGAAACGGACAUGCACAGAGGUCGAGGUGGAAGGGGCACGACAACAGAGAAAGAGAUCCAAGUUUGAGCGAGAAGAGGUGACUGGUUCUAUGAGUCCUGAUGUCAGGGAUUUCUUUGACCCAGAUCCUUCAUUCGUCUUUCUUCUUGUCUCUUCCAGUCUUAACAACAAUGUGCCUAUAUUUGUGUGCACCAUGGCCUUCCCCACUGUGCCCUGUCCUCUCCAUAUCUUCGAGCCCUGCUACAGACUGAUGAUCCGGCGAUGCAUGGAGACGGGGACCAACCGUUUUGGCAUGUGUCUGGAAGACAACCUCAAAGGAUUUGCAGACUUCGGCUGCCUGUUGGAGAUCCGCGAUGUGAAAUUCUUCUCCGAUGGCCGUUCAGUUGUGGACACCAUUGGCAGACGGAGGUUUAAAGUCAUUCAGCACAGCGAGAGGGAUGGAUACAAUACCGCUGAUAUAGAGUACCUCGAGGAUGUUAAGGUGGAGGGUGUGGCAGAGAUUGAGCUGCAGUCACUUCACGAUACAGUGUACGACCAGGCCCUGGUGUGGGUCAACUCCCUUAAGACGGAGCAGAAGGAACGCAUUGAAGGACACUUUGGACCCAUACCUGGGAAAGACUUGGUGCUUCAGGCCAGUCCGAAUGGUCCUUCAUGGUGUUGGUGGUUAUUAGCUGUUCUUCCGUUAGAAGGGCGAGCCCAGCUGCCUUUCCUGGCCCUUACCUCUCUGAAAGAUCGCCUAAGCGGCAUACGAAAGGUGCUGCUCUUCAUGGCACACAGCAGGCAUCGAUGACGUGCUUUUCAACAAGCACGUAUCCACCUGGAAAGGGCCGUAAACCACCUCAUCCAAAGCUGCAGUUGAACCAUUGUUCUUCCUUGGUGCACAAAGAACUGAUUGUGAUGUUGUUGCACCUUAUCUGUUGUAGCACCUUCCUAUUCAGGUAGCAGUUCUGAGCUCUAUACUGUAUAUAUAUACAUAUAUAUAUAUAUACUGUAUACUUCAUCAGAAAACUUACAUAAGACAUAAAAAUUGUAAUAGAGACCUGAAAUAACUGACACUAUAUCAUCCAUGCUUAUUUUCUCUACUCAUCAUACAGAGAAUGCAUGCAGACCUGCACACAUAAGCUAGACAGGAAGAAACUGUGACUGCUUCAAGGGAGUGUGAAUAGGAUUUGAUGGUACCUCCUCCACAAUUUAAUAACACAUGUAGCUUCCUUUUUGUAAGUGUGAUUCUGAUGCAUAGAACAGUUUUCUCAAACCCUUCCAACGUUUCAUUAGCUGGGGGCCACACAUCUAAUGCCCAAAGCGUUACGAUGCCCCAGAAAGGACCUGAACGCGGCACAUUAAGCAGAGUGCAGGGUCUCUCUGCAUUUACAGAAAACCACCACACCUCAAAGCAAGUCAUACCUGACGAUGGAGAUCAUUUUUGUAGUCCAUCCAUGUUGUGUAAAGAAACACGCCGUCUGCCUUUAAGUUAACUGACCAUUUACAAAAAUAUUAGAUUUGGGUUAAAACCAAAUGAUCAUCUAGCGGUGAACUUUGAAUGUCACAGUAACAGUGCUAUUGUGCACAUGCCCACUGUAAUAUUCUGUCUCAAUUCUUCAUGUAUACAGCAAGAUUCUAUCGGGCCAAUACGUUUGAUUUGUCCAGGUUAGAAUGUUGCCUUUCUUGCUGUCUUCCAUUUUUGUAGUUCCAUGGUCUUCCUUUUGCUUACAUGGAAAAAGACUCAAAAAAGAGCACAAUCUCCGUUUGAUGGGAGUGUUAUCUUUAAAGCUCAUCAUAACUGGCUGUCCAAAGAUAAUUGCUAAUUUCUUAUCCCAAUACUUUUAUAUAUAAAUCUACUGCACAGGGCAACUUCUAUUAAUUCCCCGUAUGUCCCUGUAGGCAUUCUGCAGUACAUCAAAUGUUCAAUUGAAUGCACUCACAGAAGUAAGUGUUCUAGUGUAGACAUAACAUGUUUUUUUUUUUAUACUUCCUAACUGAAACAAUAUUUUUUGACAGCCAUUCUGUCCUCUUUACAUCAUUUAAGUGAUGUCCCCGUCUUCCUCUGCAUCACACAAUUCAGUAACAAACUCAACCUGUCCUUUUCUGAGGGUGCUUAAAGACUAUUGCUCUUGUGUUUAGUUGAUCCUUUUUUUUGUGGUGUUUUUUUAUUCCAUUAUUUAUUUUGUCAUUAUUUAUGCACGCAUUGAUAUAUGUUUCACAGAAAGAGAUGUUUACUUUCAUAAUGCUGCUCUUAACAAAACCCCCAACCCCCAAAUCCAUCAGCAAUAGUAAUCAUGUUAUUAUAAAGUAUUAUUUCUUUUUUUUUUUUUUUUUUUUUUUUUUUUUAAGAAUGAAAAAUACAAGUUGUCGAAAACAGAAGCAUGUAGGGAAAUUGUGCAACCAUGAAGUGAAGAUGGCAGCUUUUAAAACCUGUGCACCACAAACUCGAAUUGAAAAUGUGAAUUGAUUUGCUCCCUGAUGUUAUAAUCUCAUCCAACCAUAGACUGUAUGGCUGCAUAUGUGUGUUACAUGCCUCCACAAUGUCUUAGAGGCUUUGAUCAAUGAAAUCAAACUGGGCAGGCAAGGAACAAAAAGCCAUUAGCCACAACACCUCCAAUGUGGAUACAUAUCAAAAAGAUAUUACAGACGCAGAGAACAAUGUAUUCCUGAAUAAAUAUCAAGAGGCAGAAGGAAAGCAAAAACUUGCCUGAAAUUGAAUCAAAUAUGCUUAUGUUGUUUUUGAAGAACAGUGAAAUAAAUGUUUCAACAUUGA
Molecule: messenger RNA, 4196 nt
Organism: Labrus mixtus (cuckoo wrasse)
Lineage: Eukaryota; Metazoa; Chordata; Actinopteri; Labriformes; Labridae
Product: LON peptidase N-terminal domain and RING finger protein 3-like
Exons: 10
Coding region: 258-2231 (657 amino acids)
Molecular function (GO): protein binding
Source: RefSeq, a predicted model, not a curated record